Achroia grisella is the source of this 762-nucleotide messenger RNA. It is a transcript of the gene CSN8, whose product is annotated as COP9 signalosome complex subunit 8. Gene Ontology annotation, biological process: protein deneddylation; COP9 signalosome assembly. Bases 113 to 670 code for a protein of 185 amino acids. Gene Ontology annotation, cellular component: COP9 signalosome. The record is from RefSeq and is a predicted model, not a curated record. The transcript is spliced from 5 exons. NCBI's taxonomy places the organism in Eukaryota, Metazoa, Arthropoda, Insecta, Lepidoptera, Pyralidae.
AAUUUUAUUGAAAUUAGUGAAUCUUUAUUUCAAUUCAAUUUAUUUAAUUUCUCAUUUGUGUGUUGACUAUUUUAAUUUAAUCUUUCUUAUAAACAUAUCUGUGUAACUCAUUAUGAUUACUAAUUUCGACAAACUUUGUAUGGAAUUAGAAAAACAAGAAUUAGAGGCCUCUAAUGGAGUAGCUUCACCAUCUACGUAUUCUCAACUAUUAGCCAUAUAUUUAUACCAAAACGACCUAUGUAAUGCAAAAUUUUUAUGGAAGAGAAUUCCACAAAAUAUUAUAGGCAGUAAUCCUGAAAUAACAGCAGUAUGGGCAAUCGGUCAAAUGCUAUGGAAGAAAGACCUACCUGGUACUUACCAAGCCCUUGCAGCUUAUGACUGGACAGAGCCAGUUGCCAACAUUAUUAGAUCACUCGAAGAAAAAAUACGUGAGAGAGCAUUCAACCUCAUUGGCCGUUCAUAUAGCUCCAUCUCACUCGACACAGUGGUUGCAAUGACCGGUCUGAGCAAAGAAGCUGUAGUGCACUUAUGUCGAGAUCGCAAGUGGACGCUCAAUGAGGAUAAUGUCACAGUCCAACCCACACCUCCAACGCAGCCUGCACCUUUACAUACAUCUAGCGAGGACCAACUCUUCAAACUUACAGAAUUUGUAUCUUUCUUGGAAAACUAAACUGCGAGGUCAUAAAGAGGACGGUCCCUUUGGCAAUGACUCCGGAACCCAACACUACAAUGAAGGUGACCAGAUACGCCAUCACUUUGAGC